AUGGCUCGCGACGAUCUCUACUCUCCUUUUCCAUUUCGAGUUUUAGCUCCGCGGCUUCCACCGGGCACGAAGCUGGUGGCCUGCGACAUCAGCACAAAGAUGCUGGAGUUCUGCAGGCAGCACAACGCGCUACCGGGCACCAUCACGUACGAGCAGCUAGACGUGGUUCAGCCCGACCUGGAGAACUCCGCCGUGUGGCAGUACGCGCCCUUCGGCAAGGUGUUCUGUUUGCUGCUGCUGCAUUGGGUGCCCGACAACAGGCGCGCUGUCCAGAACAUUCACAAGCUGUUGGUGCCUGGAGGAGAGACUGUCUUCAGCAUAAUAGCUAACAUGGUGUUUUACACAGCGUUUGAAGAAAUGGCGAAAGACUCGCGUUGGGCGCGGUACAUGCAGGACGUGGAGGAGUUCGUAUCUCCGUACCAGCACAGUGAGGACCCAGUGAGCGACUUCCGCCAGCUGCUGCAGAGCGAGAUGCAGCGCAGAGGUGAGCAGCUCCUUUACCUCUAG
Messenger RNA from Schistocerca americana (American grasshopper), 507 nucleotides. RefSeq names its product juvenile hormone acid O-methyltransferase-like. NCBI's taxonomy places the organism in Eukaryota, Metazoa, Arthropoda, Insecta, Orthoptera, Acrididae. The coding region runs from base 1 to 507 and encodes 168 amino acids. The transcript is spliced from 4 exons. Gene Ontology annotation, molecular function: S-adenosylmethionine-dependent methyltransferase activity. The record is from RefSeq and is a predicted model, not a curated record.